AUGGAGGAAUUACAAAAAUCACUCCAGGAUUUCGGGGUUGCUACAGAAGCAUUUCAAACCAGUUUAGGAGCAACAAGGUUACCAUGCGGCCAUCACUCUUCCCUGAAUGCAGAAUUCAUUUCAUUCCGCUCUUCAGUCAUUACCUGUCUUGAAAACCUACAGCCCAGUUGGAAAGCUUUUCAAAAUGCAGGAGAAAGAGAUGAGAGAUAG
This is a messenger RNA of Leptosia nina, 210 nucleotides long. The record is from the annotation of a GenBank genome assembly. NCBI's taxonomy places the organism in Eukaryota, Metazoa, Arthropoda, Insecta, Lepidoptera, Pieridae.